This is a messenger RNA of Orycteropus afer afer, 8414 nucleotides long. RefSeq names its product senataxin (gene SETX). Gene Ontology annotation, biological process: termination of RNA polymerase II transcription. NCBI's taxonomy places the organism in Eukaryota, Metazoa, Chordata, Mammalia, Tubulidentata, Orycteropodidae. Gene Ontology annotation, molecular function: transcription termination site sequence-specific DNA binding; helicase activity. Gene Ontology annotation, cellular component: nuclear body. The record is from RefSeq and is a predicted model, not a curated record.
AUGAGCACAUGUUGUUGGUGUACGCCAGGUGGUGGUUCCACUGUUGACUUCCUAAAGCGCUAUGCAGCCAGAACCCCCACCAGUGAAUUUCAAACAGCUAAUGAAGACCUCUGCUACUGCUUGGAAUGUGUGGCUGAGUACCACAGAGCACGAGAUGAAUUGCCAUUCUUGCAUGAGGUUUUAUGGGAAUUAGAAACCUUACGUCUCAUAAAUCAUUUUGAAAAAUCCAUGAAAGGAGAAAUUGGAGAUGAUGAUGAAUUAUAUAUCGUAGACAACAAUGGAGAAACACAUUUAUUUGACUUUACUGGCCAAGACUUUGAAAAUAAACUCCGAGUUCCUCUUCUUGAAAUACUGAAAUAUCCUUACCUGCUUCUACAUGAGCGUGUCAAUGAGUUAUGUGUUGAAGCACUUUGUCGGAUGGAGCAAGCCAAUUGUUCCUUUCAGGUUUUUGACAAACACCCAGGGAUCUAUUUGUUUUUGGUACAUCCCAAUGAAAUGGUUCGGCGUUGGGCCAUCCUGACUUCAAGAAACUUGGGAAAAGUGGACAGAGAUGAUUAUUAUGACUUACAGGAGGUUUUAACUUGCCUUUUCAAAGUCAUUGAGUUGGGGCUUUUAGAAAGUCCAGACAUUUAUACUUCUUCUGUCCUGGAGAAGGGUAAAUUGAUUCUUCUACCAUCGCACAUGUAUGAUACUACUAACUACAAAAACUAUUGGCUAGGUAUUUGCAUGUUGCUGACCAUUCUUGAAGAACAAGCCAUGGAUUCUUUACUGUUGGGCUCAGACAAACAAAACGAUUUUAUGCAGUCAAUACUUCACACCAUGGAGAGGCAAUCAGAUGAUGAUAGUGUGGACCCCUUCUGGCCAGCAUUACACUGUUUCAUGGUGAUCCUGGAUCGCCUUGGAUCUAAGGUCUGGGGUCAACUUAUUGAUCCUAUUGAGGCAUUCCAGACCAUUAUCAACAAUGUAAGCUACAACAGAGAGAUCCAGAAUAUACGGAACAGCUCUGUAAGGACCAAAUUAGAACCGGAGUCAUACUUGGAUGAUAUAGUGACUUGCAGCCAGAUUGUGUACAGUUACAAUCCUGAAAAAACAAAAAAGGAUUCAGGUUGGCGAUCAGCUAUUUGCCCAGAUUAUUGUCCUAAUAUGUAUGAAGAAAUGGAAACAUUAGCCAGUGUGCUUCAGUCAGAUAUUGGUCAAGACAUGCGUGUUCAUAACAGCACGUUUCUGUGGUUCAUCCCUUUUGUUCAAUCCCUCAUGGAUCUCAAGGACUUAGGGGUGGCUUAUAUAGUAGAGGUUAUUCAUCAUCUGCACUCUGAAGUCAAAGAUGUUCUCAACCAAAGAAAUGCCGUGUGUGACAAAGUCACUGAAUUUUUUCUUCUAAUUUUGGUGUCAGUGAUUGAACUGCAUAGAAAUAGAAGAUGUUUACAUUUGCUGUGGGUUAGUUCCCAGCAGUGGGUGGAAGCUGUUGUAAAAUGUGCUAAACUGCCUACCACUGCAUUUGAACGGAGUUCCGAAAAAUCAUCUGGAAAUUGUGCCAAAGGAGCAGCGAUGAUAUCAUCUUUAUCAUUGCAUUCAAUGCCAUCUAACUCUGUACAAUAUGCUUGUGUUCAGCUGAUUAGAAGUCUCCUUAAAGAAGGUUAUCAACUUGGGCAGCAAACUCUUUGUAAGCGAUUCUGGGAUAAGCUCAAUUUAUUCCUUCGAGGAAAUUUAUCUCUAGGUUGGCAGUUGACUAGUCAGGAAACUAAUGAGUUACAAACUUGUCUAAAGCAAAUUAUUAGAAACAUAAAAGUCAAAGUACCUCAGUGUAGUAAUUCUGUGGAUCUGACUUCUGUAUGUAAAACUCCUCCAUCUCUAUCUUAUAGUAAAGAAGAAAAUGAACAUAUAGGGAAGUCUAAAAAAGAUACACAUUAUCUGGAAAAUUCUAGCCCAACAUUUUCUAAAGAACCAAUGAAGGCUGAUGCAUAUCAACUGGAAGAGAGUAUAUUGAUCAAAACAAGUAACAUUGUGGCAGAGGACAAUGAGGAAAACUAUGUAAAAGUUUCAAUACUAGAAGACCAUCUCUCAGCUGAAUCAUGCUUCAACCAGGGUAAAAGCCUUUUUACUUUAAGAGCUCAAGAUCAAGUUAAAAUAAAUACAAGGAAGGAGAAGUAUAUAAAAGAGAACUCUGCAUAUACACCUCAGAAUUGUACUUCAAGAAAAGAUCCAGAAAAGGGAUGUGGCAGAGGAGUAAUAAUAUCACCAUGUAUGUUGACUGGUCCUAGCAUUGAUUCCCUGGAAAAUGUGUCCACAUCAAAUGAAGAUUUCUCUUCAAAGGAUGAUGCUCUCAGUAAAACCUCAAAACCAAAAACUAAGGCACAGAAAGAUGAAAUCUGUGCUAAGUUAUCGCAUGUAAUAAAGAAGCAAUGCCGGAAAAGUACUUUGGUCAAUAAUGUAAUUAGUUUAGAAGAAAACUUGAUUGUAGCUAACAUUGAGCGUUCUUAUUCAAGAAAAGAUUCAGGAGGUGGUCAGAAAGGAGAUGGCUUCAUACACAAUCUGUCUUUAGACCCUAAUAGUAUUCUGGAUGAUAAUGAAAGUGGAGGGCAAAAAUCUCAAAGUAGUGUAUUGCUGAAAAAAAAACAGUUGAAGAAUGAAAAAGUAGAUAUUUUCUCUUCCCGUGAAAAUAACUGUCAGAUACAGGAAAAUUGUGUUGAUGGUAAGGAUAUGAUCUCAUUUACAGAAGUGACCAAUACUUUAGUGAAGAAAACAUCUUCCUUUAAAGAUACUGUGGCUGUAUUUGAAUCAAAGGAUAAGGAAAUGAGUAAGAUUACUGAUCAGGUUUCUUCUUACUUGACAAGAGAACAGGCCUUUUGCAUCAGUCCUAAGUCAGAAAUCUUAACAGAUUCUCAGGUAGACAGAGACCUCCACAAAUUGUCUUUAAUAGCUCAAGAUAGUGUUAUUAAGUUUCCAUCUGAUUCAACUAAAAAAAAAAGCUCAUCUCAGCUACAAAGAAAAGAAAAAGACGAUCGAUGUUUCACAUCUAACCAAAAUAAUGAAUUUACUGUUGUCAGAAAAUCUUGCCGUGGACAGAUUAUUGUUAUUUCAGAUUCUGAUGAUGAUGGUGAUGAUGAUGAUGAUGAUGGUGGUGGUGGUGGUGAUCGAAAAAUUCUCAGUUUUGAGAAACAUAUUGAAAAAGACAAAAUAUGCAUUGAGAAAGAAUAUCCAGAGCGGCAUGCUUUGAAAGCUAAUACUGAUGUGGAAAAUAAACUAAUAAAGGAGGAAAGAACACAGUUUGAGGACUCUGAGUCUCAGAUUUUUGAGUUUGAAAGUCCACAUGAGGUGUUUUCAGUUUGGCAAGAUCAUAAACCAGAUGACAAGAAUUCAGUUCAGAAGGAUGAAAAAAAAUCCUUUUUGACUCAUGUAACUGAUUCCACAAAUGAUUGGGGUUGUAAUAGAGAUAGUGUAUCUGAAGAGAUGAUUACAGAAAUAGAAGGUAUUGAAGAACACGCAGAACCACAGAGUAGUAGCAUUUCUGUUGAGAAAUUUUGUGAAAUUGAAGUAAAACCUAAGAGAAAAAGAUUUGAAAAACCUUUGACUGAAGAUCCCCUAAGGGCUUCAUCUUCGGUCAGAAAGAAGGACCAGUCUGAAAUUCUUGAUGAGAGAGAUCUUAAUGAAAGUGAUUUUGAAACUACAGAAGUAAGGACUACCACUCCCAAUUCAAGUAUUCAGAAAGCUGCUACGAUUUCACUAAAAAAGUCUUCUCCAAAGCAUCGUACUUGCUCAAAACCUGUUAAGAAAGUCCCAGUUUCUAAAACUACUAAGAAAACACAUUCAGAUGCAAAAAAAGGGCGAAGUAAAAGUCCAAAUUACAUAAGUUGUAGGACUACUCCUGCUAUAGUUCCACCAAAGAAAUUUCGCCAGUGUCCUGAACCAACUUCAACAGUUGAAAAACUUGGUCUAAAAAAGGCUCCACGUAAGGCAUUUGAGUUGUCUCAGCAAUCUUUAGAGUGUUUGUUUCAAUUACGUGAUUAUGGCAAAACUGUUGGAGAAGUUGAUAAGCGAAAAAAGACUAAAUUAAUUUCUCCUCAGACUCUAUCUGUCAGAAAUAAUAAACUGCUGACCAGUCGAGAUUUUCAGUUGCAGAGACAGAUGAAACCCAAAUCACAACAAAAUAAACAAGGAAUUCUUGAUGAUGAAAGUACAGAUACUGUAAGGGCAGGGCAUCAUGCAGCAUCAAAUGCUAGCACAAUUGUACCAGAAUCUGAUGGAUUAGAUCAUACUUGUGAAGGAGGAACUGAUGUGAUUGCAAACAAUACUGGAAAACAAUUAAAAUGCAGUUCUUCUGAACCAGAAAACAGAACUGCAAAAUGUGUUCCUCAGGUGGCUGAUGAUACUAAUCUUUUGAAUCAGUGUGAUUCUGUAGUGUUCAGUGGAAGAAUACCAGCAAAUGAAAUAAUUGUUUCUGCUUCAGAAGGCUGCUCUUCAGGUGGAGGUGAUGUCAUAGUACAUCAGUCUGAAGUGGCAGCUUUGAAAGAGGGAGAGGCUGACUCUAACAGUGAUACAGAGUACGAUAAUUUAUUUUUAACUCAGAAUGACCCUGAAGAUAUGGAUAUAUGUUCACAAAUGGAGGCUGAUAAAGUUAUUGAAGUAGUUCAUGGAAAAAAUACAGUUCAGAUAGAAGACUCUGUAACUCUGCCUCAGUUGGAAUCUUUGAGUAGCAAAAAGUGUAAGCAGAAAGAUUGUGUUGAAAUCACAAAAAAACAGGAUGAUUACUGCUCAAGACACUCUGAAGCUAAAGCAACAGAUGAAGAUGUAUUUCGUAAACCUGGCUUACCUCUUUCUGCAUCUAAACCUUUAAGGCCUUCCACUAUUAAAAUUUUUAGCUCAAGUAGUACUUCACGAAUUGCUCAUCUUUCAAAGUCUAUGGAAAAUACUUCAGCAGUUCCACCAACACUAAGAAAUAAGUCAACUGGUGGGCAGUCUAUUGGGAAAGUAACACAGCCAACCUCUCUGAUGUCUCAGAAGCCAGUGGGUGAAGGAAAGAGUUUCUGCAAUGUUCUUUCUCAGAUUCCAAAUAAUUCCAGUAGAGAAGCUUACAAACUUCCAUUUGGGGAAAGCAAAUUAUUUUCGACUUCCUCUCCAGUAAGCAUUCUCUCAUCAUCACAGUCCAUCUCUGAUACCUUCGUUAAAGAGAUCUUAAAAUGGAAAUAUGAAAUGUUUGUGAACUUUGAUCAGUGUGGGCCCCCAGCAAGUCUUUCUCAGUCUAUCUCAAGACCUGUGCCUGUCAGAUUUCAAGAUUGUGAAGAUUAUUUUAAUGUUUUUCUUCCUUUGAUGAUACUGAAUACUUUUGAAACAGUGGCACAAGAAUGGCUCAGUUCUCCAGUUAAAGAGAUUUUCCAUCAGUUGCAUUUACGGAAAUUUCCUGCUGAUUAUAAAAAAUACUGGGAAUUUGUGGUUUAUCUUGAGGAAAAUGAUCUGGCUAAACAGCUUCACCCAAAGGAAAAUGAUUUGGUGUUUUUGGUUCCUGAAAGGCUAAAUGGAGAGAACGAUAUGCAAAGAAAUCUCAUGCAAGAUCCCUAUGAAUAUUAUUGUGGUUAUGUUUAUAAAUUUCGCCGUACUUCAGUCAUGCGUAAUGGGAAAUCCGAGUGUUCCCUUUCUAUCCAGACUCAAGACAAUUUGCCAGUAAAUGUAAAUGAGCUUGUGAAAUGUAUUGUAAUCAGUUCUCUGGUAACUACACAAAGGAAGUUGAAAGCCAUGUCUCUGUUGAGUGGUCGAAACCAACUGGCCAGAGCUAUUCUGAAUCCAAACCCCAUGGACUUCUGUACAAAAGAUUUACUAACUACAACAUCUGAGAGAAUUAUUACCUACUUAAGAGAUUUCAAUGAAGACCAAAAGAAAGCAAUAGAAACUGCCUAUGGCAUGGUGAAACACUCACCAUCAGUUGCCAAAAUCUGUCUGAUUCAUGGACCACCUGGAACAGGAAAAUCAAAAACUAUUGUUGGCCUCUUAUAUCGCCUACUGACAGAGAACCAGAGGAAGGGAUAUUCAGAUGAAAACUCCAAUGCCAAAAUCAAACAAAACCGUGUUCUUGUGUGUGCACCUUCCAAUGCAGCUGUUGAUGAACUUAUGAAAAAAAUUAUCCUCGAAUUCAAGGAAAAAUGUAAAGACAAGAAGAAUCCUAUGGGAAACUGUGGAGAUAUAAAUUUGGUACGACUGGGGCCAGAAAAGUCUAUUAAUAAUGAAGUCCUAAAAUUCAGUUUGGACAGCCAAGUUAACCACAGAAUGAAAAAAGAGUUACCUUUCCAUGUUCAGGAGAUGCAUAGAAGAAAAGAAUUUCUAGAUCAUCAACUAGAUGAACUUUCUCGCCAGCGUGCUUUGUGCCGAGGUGGAAGGGAAAUACAGAGACAAGAAUUUGAUGAAAAAAUUGCCACCGUUUCAAAAGAAAGGCAAGAACUUGCUUCUCAAAUUAAAGAGGUUCAAGGACGCCCACAAAAAACACAGAAUAUCAUCAUCUUAGAGUCCCAUGUCAUCUGCUGCACAUUGAGCACAAGUGGUGGUUUACUGCUUGAGUCUGCUUUCCGUGGACAAGGUGGUGUCCCCUUCAGUUGUGUCAUUGUUGAUGAGGCUGGACAGUCUUGUGAAGUUGAGACUCUUACUCCACUCAUCCAUCGGUGCAACAAACUUAUCCUAGUAGGAGAUCCUAAACAGCUCCCUCCCACAGUCAUAUCUAUGAAGGCAUUGGAAUAUGGCUAUGACCAGUCGAUGAUGGCUCGCUUCUACAAGCUGCUGGAAGAGAAUGUAGAGCACAAUGUCAUCGGCAGGCUCCCUGUUUUACAGCUCACUGUUCAGUACAGGAUGCACCCAGACAUAUGUCUCUUCCCUUCUAAUUAUGUGUAUAACAGAAACUUGAAAACAAACAGACUGACUGAAACCAAUCGAUGUUCAUCAGACUGGCCGUUUCAACCUUACCUUGUGUUUGAUGUCGGAGAUGGUUCAGAAAGACGGGAUAAUGACUCAUAUGUUAAUGUUCAAGAAAUAAAAUUGGUGAUGGAAAUAAUUAAACUGAUUAAAGACAAAAGAAAGGAUGUUACUUUCCGAAACAUUGGCAUAAUAACUCAUUACAAGGCUCAGAAGAGGAUGAUUCAGAAGGAUUUGGACAAAGAGUUUGAUAGAAAAGGACUUGCAGAAGUAGAUACUGUGGAUGCAUUCCAGGGUCGUCAGAAGGAUUGUAUUAUUGUUACUUGUGUCAGAGCAAAUGCUAUGCAAGGCUCAAUUGGAUUCCUGGCAAGUUUGCAGAGAUUGAAUGUCACCAUUACGCGAGCCAAGUACAGCCUUUUCAUCCUUGGACAUUUGAGGACUCUGAUGGAAAAUCAACAUUGGAAUCACCUGAUUCAGGAUGCUCAGAAGCGUGGUGCCAUCAUUAAGACCUGUGACAAAAACUAUAGGCAUGAUGCAAUGAAGAUUCUGAAACUGAAACCUGUACUACAGAGAAGUCUGACUCACCCUCCUACUGUAGCCCCAGAGAUGUCCAGACCUGAGGGUGAGUUUCCCAGCAACAAGCUCGACAAUGGAUUCACUAAGACAGCUUAUUCUUCUCUGUGUCACAGUCCCACUGACUCCAAGGAAGCUGUUGUUACUGUUACUUCAAAGGACCCUGAAAGGCCUCCUAUUCAAGACCGACUUCGGGAUCCACGACUGCUUAAGAGAAUGGGCUCUGAAGCUAUCGGGAAGUUGCUAAGGGAUCCACAAUCUUAUAGUCCCCAGCAUUCUGGAGCAACAGCUCUUACAGGAGAGCCAGGGUUUCCUGUGACUUACCAGGAUCUUGACAGUAUUAUACAGCAGUCCACUCUUAGCAACCACAGACCUCACGUGCAAUGUGAACUUCCAGCGGCUAGUGCUGAUGCUUCCACAAGUAAAAGAAAAUGUGAUGAGCAAGAAGGGGGGCUCAGCCAUAGAAACGAGACCAGGGCUUUCAGUGAAGGGGAACAGGAAGUGUGUAGCUCUGUGACCCAUCUGAGGAACUCUGAUUGGAGCAAGUGGAGACUGGAGAAGGAGGACAAUAGUUCAAAGAAAAUAAAGCUUCUACAGUGAAGCCAAAGAAUGUGAACUACUAGCCACAAGCAUUACUAUAAACUUAAGAUGACUAGCUAAUAGUUUUAUCCAGCUAAGAUGAUUUUUCCCUAAAGGAGUUUGUGUGCUAUUGGAAAACAUGGAAAAUGUGUCCUGACACCUGAGGCUCUUGGUCAUCUUCAGUACUUUUUGUGAGUUGGAAAAGCUUUUAGAGGGCAUUUGUGUAUCAGUAAAAUGUCCUUCAAGCCAGAGAUUGGAAGUGUUGAUCUCUUGUUCUUCUGUAGAAAAGGUCGUCAAACUGGAGGGAAUGUUGUAAAAGUUGAAAUGUAUAUUUGUAUAGCAAAUAACAAAAUCCUUUUAAAAUUUAA